This is a messenger RNA of Plasmodium fragile, 843 nucleotides long. RefSeq lists its product as uncharacterized. Gene Ontology annotation, biological process: methylation. Lineage: Eukaryota; Apicomplexa; Aconoidasida; Haemosporida; Plasmodiidae. The transcript is spliced from 4 exons. The record is from RefSeq and is a predicted model, not a curated record. Bases 1 to 843 code for a protein of 280 amino acids. Gene Ontology annotation, molecular function: methyltransferase activity.
AUGAGGCAGUACAUUGAGCUCUUUUUCAAGUCUUUAAAGGAGGAGGAAGCCGUUCAGGUAGUGAAUAUCGGAGCCGGCUUGGACACCACCUUCUUUUGGAUAAGCGAACAGCGGAAGAAUGCAACCUAUUACGAAAUAGAUUUCCAUGAACUACUGCUGGAAAAGGCGAACAUAAUAAACCGCGUCGAUGAGUUGAGGGGAUUUCUAAAGGGAGUUGAUGAGGGUGACGUUGCGAGCAAACCUAACAUGGGUGCAGAUCUCAUCAACUGCGCAAACUACAAAAUGCUCUCGUUGGACCUGAACAACUCGAGUCUGCUGGAGGAGCACUUAACGAAUUGCGGGUUCGACUUUUCGAUCCCUACUGUAUUCAUUUGCGAAUGCGUUCUAAUUUAUUUAGAGAUAGCGAGCAGCGACAGUUUAAUAAAAACAUUGGCUGGCCUUAUGAGAAGCACCUCCUGCAUAUUGGUGUAUGAACAGGUCAACCCAAGUACCGCCUUCGGAAAGGUGAUGAUAAGCAAUUUUAGCCAAAGAGGUAUAGAACUGAAAAGCAUAUUCAAGUACGACAAUUUGGAAAAACAGCUUUGCAGAUUUAAGUCGCUGGGAUGGAGUCAUGUCUACAUAAGUGACAUGAACGAGAUUUACGAUUAUCACUUAAGUACGGAUGAAAAAAAAAAAAUCGAGAAAAUUGAAAUGUUUGAUGAGUUUGAAGAAUGGAGGUUGUUACAGAACCAUUACUUCAUAAUAGUUGCGUUUAGUUGUUCAGAAGAUUUGAACAUGAAUGCACUGUAUGUUUUUUUAAAGAACAUAAAGGAUACGUGGGGAGGAUUUUCUCCAAAUGUGUGA